AUGGUAGAUAUCAUUGUUUCCUUCUCCUCAAGUGCAUUGCAUCUUAUUUCCUCUAAUGCAAAAUUUAAAGUGACACUGAAGCAGAAUGUGUCAUGUCAAAGUGUUGUGAGCUCCUGUGACAAGGAUGUCAUCCUGAACAUUCUCAGUGUCCUCACUGACUUGCUGUCUUUGGGCACUGGACGGAGGAUUCACUACGUGGUCAGCAAGGGGGGCAGUGAGGCUCUGCUGCAGGCCCUGGCCACGGCUGCCCGGACGGAGCCGCCCGACCACGGCACCCUCCUGCCCCUGCUGCGGCUGCUGGCCAGGGUGGGCCAACGAGAUAGGAAGUUUGGGCUUAAAGUGCAGAAGGCAGAAGCCACUGAUAUAAUACUGAGCUUGACAAGAAGACACCUGGGCCACCACCUGCUCCUCACCCACUGCCUCUGGGUCCUGAGGGUUUGUGCUUCUAAUGUUACCACGGGAACUAUGCUUGGCAUCAAUGGAGCCAUGGAGCUGCUUUUCAAAGUCAUCACUCCCUACAGCAAGAGACACGUCAGGACGGUCAGGGCAGCCAUUGGGGCUCUGGCAGCUCUGCUGAAAUCAAAGUCAAACAGCCGCCGGGCAGUGAACAGAGGCUACCUGGGUGAAUUGCUGAGGCUCUACCAGGACUGGCAUCGCAAUGAUGUCUCCAACAACUACAUUGACAUUCGUAGGGGUCUCCUGCUCUGCCUAAAGUACAUCACCAACAUCCAGCUGGGCAGGGAGAUGUUCCUUGGUUCCCGGGGAAUGGAGAUUCUUUUCACAAGUGUGCAGGACUGUUUAUCUUGUAAAAAUCUGGAUCCUAUCAUAACUGCUGUGACUCAUAUUCUGAGAAAGUGCUACCCCAAGGAGCAUCUGCCUGUGGUGACUGUAAGAAGUUCCUAUUCCUUCCCUCUUCCUGGGAAUGCCAGUGCUGAACCUCCAUGUGAGGGAUCUGAAGGUGGUGACAGUGAAAGUGAAGGAGAGGAAGAGGCUGAAAAUGACUGGGAUAAUGAGGAUGUGGAGAGUAAAGAGGAAGACUGUGACUUGGAGACAGAUGUGAAUAAAUUGAGGUCAAAGACAGUGCUUGACCAGCCAGAGCAAGAGCUUGAAAAAUAUGAAGCUCUGUGUGCAGAACUUUUCCAGAAUUUUCAGGAGCUUGAAUUUGAGUCUGAGGAAAAGAAGAGCUUGGAGGACAGGACUGAGAGUCUUCCCUCUGCUCCCUCUCAUUUCAUUCCAAGUGCUACUUCUGUGAAGCAUCCAAACUGCAGAUGGAGAAACCAAAGUGUCACAGAGAUGGGACCAGAUCCAGAACAGGAUUUCAAAGUCCCAUUGCAGAGCUGGAGAAAGGAGGAGCAAUGCAUAUGGGAUAAGAGUGAUGAACAGAGAGACAUUGCUGAAGAAGCCCAGGUUAAAGACUUCUGUGGGGAGGAAGAUCCAGCCAGGAGUCAUGUGUUUGCUUUGUGCUCUCUCCUAAAAGAUGCUGCUUGGUACAAAAAAAUGUUUUACCCUCAUUGUGAGGCCUUGAUCAAUCCUAGUCCUGAAGGGACGCUGGAGAACUCCGAUAUAGUUAGACACCUUCUGGAGAAACACCAAGGGGAUAUCCCAUUCCACAAUCCUUGUUUCUAUGCAGCCAGGGCCAAAUGUGUGAAGUCCAUCCCAGGCUACAGAGAGCUGGCAUUCCCGGAUUUCUGGGGUCACCAACCACCCCCUUACAGCAAGCCUGUGUUGGAGCGCAAGCAUGGGGUCCAAAGGGACAAAGUCCUUGAUGAUGUUCGCCGCCUAAUCCAGCCAGGGGAUGUGAUAGGAAGAACUGUGUUUGAUUUAGAUGAUCCCAGUCUCUCAAGCCCAGCUGCUCCAGGCUGUCUGACAUUUUCCUCCAAGUUUGAGUCAGGAAACCUUCGGAAGGCGAUCCAAGUGCGUGAGUUUGAGUAUGACCUAAUUAUGAAUGCAGAUGUGAACAGCAACCAGCACCACCAGUGGUUCUACUUUGAGGUCCGUGACAUGAAGUCACUGGUUCCCUAUCGCUUCAACAUCAUCAACUGUGAGAAGUUCAACAGCCAAUUUAAUUAUGGCAUGCAGCUGGUCAUGUACUCGGUGAGGGAAGCUCUCCAGGGCAGGCCUCGCUGGAUCCGGGCAGGCCAGGAGAUCUGCUACUACAAAAACCACUACCGCUGCAGUGCAGCUGCAGGAGGAGGCAUGAGGGGAAGGUUCUACUACACCCUCACCUUCAGCAUCAAGUUCCCUCACAAAGAUGAUGUCUGCUACCUGGCCUACCACUACCCCUACACCUACUCCACAAUGAUGUCCCAUCUUGAUAUCCUGGAACAAAACAGGAACCCUAAGAAGGUUUACUGGAGGCAGCAGACACUCUGCCAGACUCUAGGAGGAAAUCCUUGUCCACUGCUCACAAUCACUGCCAUGCCUGAAUCUAAAAACAGAGAUGACCUGGAGCAAUUCUGCAGCCGUCCUUACGUGUUCCUCACAGCUCGUGUUCACCCUGGUGAGAGCAACGCCAGCUGGGUGAUGAAGGGCACCCUGGAGUUCCUGGUGAGCAGCGAUCCCAUUGCUGAGCUCCUGAGGAAAUGUUUCAUCUUCAAGAUUGUGCCCAUGCUUAAUCCUGAUGGAGUCAUCAAUGGCAACCUUCGUUGUUCACUGAGUGGAGAUGAUCUCAACAGGCAGUGGCUGACACCCAGUUCCCAGCUGCAUCCAACGAUUUACCAUGCCAAAGGUCUCCUCUACUACCUGUGCAGCAUUGGCCGGGCUCCUCUGGUCUUCUGUGAUUACCAUGGGCACUCCCAGAAAAAGAAUGUGUUUCUCUAUGGCUGCAGCAUUAAAGAGACCUUGUGGCAAGCAGGUUGCAUGGUUGACACAGCCGUUGUCACAGAAGAUGUUGGCUACAGGACUCUUCCCAAAAUCCUGGAUAAAGUGGCCCCUGCAUUCGUCAUGAACAGCUGCAGCUUCCUGGUGGAGAAGUCCCGGGCCUCGACGGCCCGUGUGGUGGUGUGGAAGGAGAUGGGGGUGCUGAGGAGCUACACCAUGGAGAGCACCUACUGCAGCUGCAGCCACGGCCUCUACAGGGGCCUGCAGCUGGGAACGCAGGAGCUGGAGGAGAUGGGAAGCAAGUUUUGCCUUGGUUUGCUGAUUCUGCACCUCAAAUCCCUGCCCUGCAGCAAGGAGCUGAUGGCUCAGGCAGCACUCCUGCUGGAUCUGGAGGAGGAGAUCACAGACCGGGCACAAAGAAGGUGCAGUAACAGCAGCCUGGAGUCUGAUGAUGAACCUCCUUGUGCAGAAGAGAUUGAUUAUGACACUGCCAGUAGCUGUGAUGGUGAAGAGGAAUUCUUGGAGCUAGACCAAGAGAUCCAGGAGUGCCUCUCGUGUGUGGAAGGCGAGACAGAAGAUGAAGGAGUGAGCACAGGACAGACAUGCAGCUCCAGGGCUCUGAGGGGGCUCUACAUUUCCAGCCAGCCAUCACCCAACAGCACAGCUCUUCCUCUGGGCUCAGCAGCACUUGGGCUGUACAGUGGGUUUGAGAGCAGUCCUGUGUGAGCAAGGCUGUGUCUUGCAGAGCAGCAAGAAAAUGGAUCACUGCUCAUGUUUGCCUGUUUGCCAGCUUCAGCACCCUUCCCAGUGUUGCUCUGGGUUCUGAAUGGAGACUUGACUGUGUGUUUGUGUAAUUUGUAUACAGACAUGUGCUGAGAAUGACUCCUUACACUUUGUACCCAAGGCAGAGCAAGGG
Messenger RNA from Lonchura striata (white-rumped munia), 3736 nucleotides. The record is from RefSeq and is a predicted model, not a curated record. NCBI's taxonomy places the organism in Eukaryota, Metazoa, Chordata, Aves, Passeriformes, Estrildidae.